AUGGCCGCCGUUCAAGUACGAAACCCCCCUUCCUUACCAUUACCAUCCCCCUAUAAACUGUCUUACCGUGUGACACAGGUCGUCUCUCCUGCCGAAUAUCGCGCAGCGCGUCUGAGUCUACUGGAGAAAGAAAAGGAAGCUACGCGUGUCCGGGACACCCUCGCUGCCGAGCGACGCAAGCUUCCAAUCGUCGAAGUAACUAAUCCUUACACCUUCACCAUCAUCUGCCCAAAGGAUAGCGAAAAGAAGAACCUCAGUCUUUCUGACCUGUUCUUCGGCCGCCGCCAACUGAUCAUCUAUCACUUUAUGUUCGACCCUUCUUGGGAAGCGGGCUGUCCUAGCUGCACCGUGAUGGGCGACUCAUUCCCUGCUCUGGAACACCUCCACUCGCGCUCCACUAGCAUCGUCGCCGUGUCGCGCGCCCCGAUCGAGAAGAUCGAGGCGUACAAGAAGCGCAUGGGCUGGACGUUCCCCUGGGUGUCGUCCUAUGACAGUGACUUUAACUUCGACAUGCAUGUGACGCAGGACGAGGCCGUCCGCGCGGUUGAGUAUAACUUCAAGAGCAAGGAUGAGCUGCUCAAAGUUGCCCAAAACUACUUCACUAAGGGAGAACAACCAGGAAAUAGCGUCUUCUAUAGGGGUGACGGCAAAAUUGGUGAGGAGGGAAAGAUUUACCACACAUACUCGACCUACGCGCGUGGUGGGGAGCAUUUGAUCAACACCUUUGGCUGGUUGGACCUGACACCCCUCGGCAGGCAGGAUGGAGAAAGCGGAUAUCCUGGUCUCGGGUUUCGGCGCAAGGACGAGUAUACUCAGGAUGAGCUGAAAGGGCUGCACUAG
Molecule: messenger RNA, 840 nt
Organism: Penicillium canariense
Lineage: Eukaryota; Fungi; Ascomycota; Eurotiomycetes; Eurotiales; Aspergillaceae
Product: DUF899 domain-containing protein
Exons: 1
Coding region: 1-840 (279 amino acids)
Source: RefSeq, a predicted model, not a curated record